GCUAACGAACCCCAGCUAGAAGUAAGGGACGCGCGUGACAACGAAGUUGCAUACGAAGAGUGAAACAUGAUAGUUUUAUAAAGAAUAAUGACGCCUGUGUUGAAGUGUCUAGUUUUUAUGUAUUGGUCACUACUACUGUCAUCGCUUGAGAAUAGACAGGUCAGGGGUCAGGAAGAACAGCGACAAGCAGUCUGCAGCUACGAAGAAAUCAGUCUAAGAUGCCAAAGUGAAGCUUUUCUUGCCAUCCAUGAAGCUAUAUUUACCACAGAAUUUCUACCCGAAACCUUCUCAUGUGUGCAAAAAGACUUGAAUCAGAGCUCGUGCACAGAAGAUCUACGGCCACCAGUUAACGAUGAAUGCUCGGGAAAGAACAAAUGUAGCUACAACUACGAAGAUUACGACAUGAGGACAUGUACAGGCAUUGGAGCUGUCAUCAUUAAGUUUGUGUGUGUACAAAGUAAGUUUUUUGUUUAUUGAGGACAUGUACAGGCA
Limulus polyphemus (Atlantic horseshoe crab) is the source of this 492-nucleotide messenger RNA. RefSeq lists its product as uncharacterized. The transcript has 3 exons. NCBI's taxonomy places the organism in Eukaryota, Metazoa, Arthropoda, Merostomata, Xiphosura, Limulidae. The record is from RefSeq and is a predicted model, not a curated record. The coding region runs from base 88 to 477 and encodes 129 amino acids.